UCGCGCUGCGCGCUUAAAAAAGGUCACUCGUCGUGGCGGGCGCGCGCGGGGCAAACGUAAAAAUUUUUUCGCGAAUCAGCCAUGAGACUGAUCGUUUUGUUCUUUAUCUGCGUACUGAGGGUACGGGCGGACAGUAACGGCUCGGAUCUCGGCAGCAAGGACGAUGACAUGGUGACUUGCCUCAUCAACAGCGGUCUCGAUCCAGGCAUUUACAGUGGACAGAAAAUCGGUGCCAGCGCGCCCACAGAAAACCAGACCAAUUGCUACUUGGCCUGCAUGUUCAAAAAAAUUGGCUACAUGACCAAGGACGGGAGCAUCGACGUGGAAUCGAUACUCAGCACCAGCCACGGCCUGAGGAAGCGAGCCAAAGCCAGACAGAGAUUGGACGAGAUCGUUAACCAGUGUAACAUGCACGCCAAAGAUGACGUUUGCAAACUGGCGAGGUGCUUUCAAGAUCUUCGCAAGUCGUUGCUGGAAAAAAACUGAAACACCUGAUGUC
This is a messenger RNA of Trichogramma pretiosum, 499 nucleotides long. RefSeq lists its product as uncharacterized. Lineage: Eukaryota; Metazoa; Arthropoda; Insecta; Hymenoptera; Trichogrammatidae. The transcript has 5 exons. The record is from RefSeq and is a predicted model, not a curated record. Gene Ontology annotation, molecular function: odorant binding. The coding region runs from base 82 to 486 and encodes 134 amino acids.